This is a messenger RNA of Letharia columbiana, 297 nucleotides long. RefSeq lists its product as uncharacterized. The transcript has 4 exons. The record is from RefSeq and is a predicted model, not a curated record. Gene Ontology annotation, molecular function: RNA binding. The coding region runs from base 1 to 297 and encodes 98 amino acids. Gene Ontology annotation, cellular component: catalytic step 2 spliceosome; Lsm1-7-Pat1 complex; U6 snRNP. Gene Ontology annotation, biological process: mRNA splicing, via spliceosome. Lineage: Eukaryota; Fungi; Ascomycota; Lecanoromycetes; Lecanorales; Parmeliaceae.
AUGCUGUUCUUCAGCUUCUUUAAAACCCUCGUUGACCACGAAGUCACCGUUGAACUCAAAAACGACAUCUCAAUUAAAGGCAUACUCAAAUCGGUCGACCAAUUCCUGAACAUCAAGCUCGAUGAUAUUCAGGUGGUUGAGGAGCUGAAGUAUCCCCAUUUGUCAUCCGUCAAGAACGUUUUCAUACGGGGUAGUGUCGUGCGGUAUGUGCACUUGCCUGGGGCAGCGGUAGACGUGGCGUUGUUAGAGGAUGCUACGAGGAGAGAAGCGGCAUCGCAAGCAUCUAAACCUCGAUGA